UCAACCGGAAGUGCUGCUAGCUAGCUCAACAUGGCAGCCGCCGUAGCCUGAUGUCUGCGUUUCAGCAGAAUAACUCUGUUUUCCAGCACUGUGAAACGCUUACAUUUGUUAAAGGGGUGUUUAAAAGGCCUUAUAUUACCGGGUUUACCCCAGGUGCUGCUAACAAUGUUGGCUACAGGAGCGGUGAGUAACUUCAUUUAUCAGCUAACGUUAGCUAGCAUUAGCUAACCUGAGAUGGACGAGGAAAGUCAGUGGUAAAUUCAGUUUGUGUACAAGCUGUAACCACAGCACUGGCACAGGUGGACAGAGAGAAGAUCUACCAGUGGAUAAAUGAGCUGUCCAGUCCAGAGACCAGGGAGAACGCCCUGCUGGAGCUCAGCAAGAAGAGGGAGUCUGUCCCUGACCUGGCCCCCAUGCUGUGGCACUCGUGUGGCACCAUAGCGGCCCUGCUGCAGGAAAUCGUCAACAUCUAUCCAUCAAUCAACCCCCCCACCCUGACAGCACACCAGUCCAACAGAGUGUGUAACGCUCUUGCACUCCUCCAGUGUGUGGCCUCCCAUCCAGAGACAAGGUCAGCUUUCCUGGCCGCGCACAUCCCACUCUUCCUUUAUCCUUUCUUACAUACAGUGAGCAAAACACGGCCGUUCGAGUACCUCCGCCUCACCAGCUUAGGAGUCAUAGGUGCUUUGGUGAAAACAGAUGAGCAGGAAGUGAUCAACUUCCUGCUGACCACAGAGAUCAUUCCCUUGUGCCUUCGCAUCAUGGAGUCCGGCAGCGAGCUCUCCAAAACGGUUGCAACCUUCAUACUACAGAAGAUUCUCCUGGACGACACCGGGCUGGCGUACAUCUGUCAAACAUACGAACGUUUCUCCCAUGUUGCUAUGAUUCUUGGUAAAAUGGUCCUCCAGCUCUCCAAGGAGCCGUCAGCCCGCCUACUGAAGCAUGUAGUUCGCUGUUACUUGCGCCUGUCCGACAACUCCAGAGCCAGAGAAGCUCUCCGUCAGUGCCUCCCCGACCAGCUCAAAGACACCACCUUCUCCCAGGUCCUGAAGGACGACACCACCACCAAGCGCUGGCUGGCCCAGCUGGUGAAGAACCUGCAGGAGGGUCAGGUCACCGACCCCCGGGGCAUCCCUCUCCCUCCACAGUGACUCUCCCUCCGCUCCUCCCUGACCCCUGACAACACCAGCGAAGAACUGCCUAACAGAUGAGCCAUGUUUUUUAUCAAAGACUUUCUAAGGAAAGGCUCGUGCCUGAUGUUUUCAGACGUGCGAGCAAACGGCAACUCUGUUCCCACAGAGCCACGGUUUCAAAGACAUUCACGUUCACUGCCUUGCCAUGUGUUUUGCAGCUGAUUUGGAGACCUGCAAUAAAUUGUUGCUCAACAAA
Molecule: messenger RNA, 1389 nt
Organism: Epinephelus moara (kelp grouper)
Lineage: Eukaryota; Metazoa; Chordata; Actinopteri; Perciformes; Serranidae
Gene: cnot9
Product: CCR4-NOT transcription complex subunit 9
Exons: 8
Coding region: 414-1151 (245 amino acids)
Biological process (GO): mRNA catabolic process; negative regulation of translation
Cellular component (GO): CCR4-NOT complex; P-body; CCR4-NOT core complex
Source: RefSeq, a predicted model, not a curated record